This is a messenger RNA of Caenorhabditis bovis, 588 nucleotides long. The record is from the annotation of a GenBank genome assembly. NCBI's taxonomy places the organism in Eukaryota, Metazoa, Nematoda, Chromadorea, Rhabditida, Rhabditidae.
AUGCUCAAAUAUCUUCUUCUAGCCUAUGUGCUCAUCGGAUUCGUCGUUUCGCGUUCACUCAACUUUAACGCGACGACGAAUAAUCUGCACUUAAAUAUAUCCGCAUUUCAAUCAUGCAGCGCAGAAAAUUCACAACAGUUUUCUGACUGUUAUUCGGACUGGGGACUAGUGAUGAAGACUAUUCUUAUAUCCGUUCUACAAGAAUCAACUAUCACACCAAAAAUUGUGCUUCAAAUGAAGCAGCAGUGUGCAUUUUCUGAAAUAUGCUUCAAAAAUGCUGGAUGCGAGGUUCCAUUCUUAAUCGAUCAACUUUGCGCCGGCGUCGAUAUUCUCUCAAAACCAGGAUUCAUGUGUGUUUUGAAGAUUCAUAGCACUGCAAGAAACGAAGUUGCAUGCGGUGGCGUGUUGAGGCUUUCAUUCCUUCAGAUCGGCAGUGGCAAAUAUGAUGAUUUGAUUAAAGAGAAUAAGGAUUGUAUGGCGAACUACUACAAACAGAAAUGCGGAGAUGCUAUAAAAGAGACAUUCUCAAAUCAGAAGGAACGUGAAACUACAAACACAGAAGAUGAAAACGCAUCAAAUGCUAUCUAA